Messenger RNA from Phymastichus coffea, 1565 nucleotides. It is a transcript of the gene mRpS31, whose product is annotated as small ribosomal subunit protein mS31. The transcript is spliced from 7 exons. The coding region runs from base 184 to 1524 and encodes 446 amino acids. Lineage: Eukaryota; Metazoa; Arthropoda; Insecta; Hymenoptera; Eulophidae. Gene Ontology annotation, molecular function: structural constituent of ribosome. Gene Ontology annotation, cellular component: mitochondrial small ribosomal subunit. The record is from RefSeq and is a predicted model, not a curated record.
AAACAUAUAUAAUAGUUUAGGUUAUGGAACUCAAGAUUCGUUCUGAGAUUUGCUUCGGUAUUUGCUCCAAAGUCUCUGAAUUAGUAUAAUUAGUAUAGCAAGUAUAAAAAUGAAUUCAAUAGUAUAAUAUUAUUAUCUAAGAGAAUACAUAAUUUUAACUAAUAGAGUUUAUAAAAUCCGAAAAUGAUGUCCUUACGAUUUUUAUCAAGUUUGAGGAGAUUUCCUCCAUAUUUGAAACAAUCAGCGUUACAAGUUCACACAUCUGUCGUAUUGCUGAACUCCAAAGACUCUUCUUCAUCAUCAUCUUCGUCAGAUUCUUCAGAUUCAGAUUCAGAUAAGGAAGAACAAAAAAUCAAUAUCUUUGAUAAUAAAAUUCCUACAGAAAGUUCAAAAGAUAUUAAUGAAACAUUGAAUACAUCUGACAUUAAUGAGAGAUUGAAUAAUUUGUUGAACAAAAUAAAUGAGGCUGCUCAGAAAAAGAAACUUGCCACUUCAAAUACAAAACCAGAAAUUGAUAUUAAUAGUAUACCCAAUUUAAUUUCAAACACUAAUAAUGUAGAGGCAGUAACGACAAUGCUUAAGUCAAAGACAGCAAAAACAGAGACACCAGAUAAAGAUACUACAUUUUCAAUUAAUAAAAAAACUGUAAACUUAGCAAUUAAACCAAAAAGCAUUCGGUUCGGUCAAAUAAGCAAAGAAGAAGAAUUAAAACAGAAGCCUCACGAAUAUCAAAUAAAGCAAGCUGCCAAAGAUAUUGCAGAAUCACUAGGAGGUGAUAAACAGAAAACUGAACUAGAGCUACUGACUAAAGCGUUGAAUUUGAAUCAAGAAAGUUUAGAUAUAUUAAAAGAGGAAGGUUCUAUGGAUCUUAGUGGAUUAUUAUCAAAAAUGAAAGUUGAUACCACAAGCCCUAACAAAAGGAUAGAGAAGAAUUCUAAGAAUUUUAAAAUGGCAAAAAAUAAAUUUAAACAAUUUUCUAUAGGUGAAUCAGUGUUAUAUAAAAAAUCUAUAACAAAACCAAAAAGCCAUGCACAAUCUGGAAAAAAUGAAUUGAACACUCCUGUUCAACCAAUGGGCAUUUUGAAUGAAAUUUGCACAGAUAACAAAGAUGAAUUACAGUUACCAACUUGGAAUACUCUGGAAAAAAGAGAAAUAAGACUAGCUGAACUCACUGUUCCACAAAAUGUAUUUCAAGAACUGAUCCAGUGGACGAAUGAGGGAAAAAUAUGGCAUUUCCCUAUUGAUAAUGAGCAAGGAAUGGAAGUUGAAACAAAUGUUCACUUUUCUGAACACGUUUUUAUGGAACGUCAUUUGAAAGAUUGGUGUCCUAAGAAAGGUCCAAUCAGACAUUUUAUGGAAUUAGUGUGUACUGGUUUAUCCAAAAAUGCUUACAUGACAGUAGAAGAAAAAGUAGGUCACAUUACAUGGUAUAAAAACUACUUUGAAGAUAAAAAAGAAUUAUUACAUGAACUUGGAGUUUUAGAUAAUAAAGUACAGACAGGUCAAAAGCAAAUUGAAGCUUAAAUUAAAAAAUUUUGUAAAAAGAAUAUGUUAGAAAAUUUUGU